CACGGAAGUAGGAUUGGAGACGAGUUUGUUGGUUUUUUGCAUUCCUUUUGUGGAGUAAAGAAAGACAUAUUGACCGAACUAAAUAGACAACCCAACUCUCAUUCGACUGAAAAUGUCUAAACUACAGUUGUUGCGUGUGUUUUUAAAUGAUCGUUUAACGGCGGCUGAUGUGGAGAUUGUCGGGGCAGUUGAGAAAACGGUAGUGGAGUACCAGGAGGAGAAUGAUCGGCUACGGAGACUUCUGCGGAUCACACCGGAGAUAAAACUAUGUAGAAUAGACUCCCUGCAGUUCUCUCUUUCUGUCUCUGAAGAGGAAGUUCCCCCUGAGCAGCAGCACUGUGAGCAGGAGUGGAGCCCCAGUCUGGGACAGAAGGACCCAGAGACCAUACAGAUUAAAGAGGAACAGGAGGAAGUCAGGACCAGUCAGGAGGAAGAGCAGCUUCAAGGGCGCUUUGAUACCAAAGACUCCAUAUCCACUACUUCCUGUGUGAAAAGUGAAUGUGAUCAGGAGGACCCAGAUCAAGAAGCCAUACUAGCUGAAUACCCAACUCUCAGUCCACUGAAAACAUCUAAACUACAGUUGUUUCGUGUGUUUUUAAAUGAAUGUUUAACGGCAUCUGCUGCUGUGGAGAUUUUUGGUGCGGUUGAGGAAACUGUAGCAGAGUACCAGGAGGAGAAUGAUCUGCUACGGAGACUGCUGCGGAUCACACCGGAGAUACAACUAUGUAGAAUAGAUUCCCUGCAGCUCUCUGUCUCUGAAGAGGAGGUUCCCCCUGAGCAGCAGCACUGUGAGCAGGAGUGGAGCCCCAGUCUGGGACAGGAGGACCCAGAGACCAUACAGAUUAAAGAGGAACAGGAGGAAGUCAGGACCAGUCAGGAGGAAGAGCAGCUUCAAGGGCGCUUUGAUACCAAAGACUCCAUAUUCACUCCUUCCUGUGUGAAAAGUUCAAUCCCACCAUUGGAUCCGAACACGUCAAUGGGGAAACAGUGUUGCCAUGACUGUGGUGAAACUUUUGCUCUGAAAGCUGAUCUGCAGAAGCAUGUGACUCUCACCAAGAAGAGACCCAGUGAAUGUGUCUUCUGCAAAAAACGCUACAACUCCACCUGUAAACUAAAGGCCCAUGUCCGACUCUGUCACGGUGUGAAACCUUUCACCUGCCCUGUUUGUGGCAAGACCUUCAAACUAAAGAAAUAUCUGUCCAGACACAUCAGGAUGCACACAGGAGAGAAAUCAUUUAUCUGCGGUGACUGUGGGAAGAGCUUCUACCGCAAGGAGAACCUAACUAUGCAUUUACGGAUUCACACAGGGGAGAAACUCUUCAUCUGUGGUGACUGCGGGAAGAGCUUCAGUAUCAAGAAUAACCUAAACAUGCAUAAACUGAUUCACACAGGAGAGAAACCAUUUAGUUGUGGUUACUGUGGGAAGUGCUUCAGUCAGAAGGGGGACCUAGGGAGGCAUAUAUUGAUUCACACAGGAGAGAAACCGUUUAGCUGUGAAGACUGUGAUAAAAGUUUCAGACACAAGGGGUCCCUAACCAAACAUAUAUGGACUCACACAGGAGAGAAACCAUUUAGCUGUGGUGACUGUGGGAAAAACUUUUAUCGUAAGGAACACUUAACCGUGCAUCUGCUGACUCACACAGGUGAGAAACCAUUUAUUUGUGGUUACUGUGGGAAGAGCUUCAAUCAGAAGGGGUCCCUUAAGGCACAUAUACUGAUUCACACAGGAGAGAAACUAUUUAUCUGUGGUGACUGUGGGAAAAGCUUCAGUCUGAAGAAGCACUUAACUGUGCACAUACUGACUCAUACAGGAGAGAAAUCAUUUAGCUGUGAUGACUGUGGGAAAAGCUUCGCUCAGAAGGCCCACCUAAAUAAUCAUAUACGUACUCACACAGGAGAGAAACCAUUUAGCUGCUUUGACUGCGGGAAAAGCUUUAGUCAAAAGGGUGUCCUAGGGAGACACAUACUGACUCACACAGGAGAGAAAUCAUUUAGCUGUAGUGACUGUGGGAAAAGCUUCAGUCUGAAGGACCACCUAAAUAAGCAUAUACUGACUCACACAGGAGAGAAACCAUUUAGCUGUUGUUACUGCGGGAAAAGUUUUAGUCAGAAGGGGGUCCUAGUUAGACACAUACGGACUCACACAGGAGAGAAACCUUUUAGCUGUUGUUACUGUGGGAAAAGCUUCAGUCAGAAGGUGGUUCUAGGGAGACACAUACGGACUCACACAGGAGAGAAACAAUUUAGCUGUGGCGACUGUGGUAAAAUAUUCAGUGUCAAGAGGAACCUAAUCAAACACAAACUGACUCACACAGGAGAGAAACAACAUGGCUGCUCAGUCUGUGAUAAAAUAUUCACUCAGAAGACUAAUCUGCUGAGGCAUGUCAAAAACAACCACAAAGAAAGUAAAUGAGGACACAGAGAGGGGACUAAGAGAGUAUUGAGAUACACCUGUGGACCAACUCUAGCUGGUCCUCCUGAUCCUGCUCAGUCCAAUGUCACAGUAAUGAUAUAAUGGGGCUGUUGUCUGAACCUAACAGGUAAUGUUGCUACUCUUUGUGUAUGAAAUGGACAAUCUGCAGUUCAGACAACCACCAUUUUUUAGGUAAACAACUGAGGGAUGGUGUUGGAGAGUUGUAAAACACUAAAAUGCAUAGAUUUGAUAAAUGGAUGCAAGAUGUCAAACUAUUGAGCUAAUGUAUCUAAUUUGCCUGUAGCUACUUGUUCAUUUUGAAAGGGGGAAACAGAAGUGUAUACUACAAUGUAUGAUUUGGCAAGUUAGUCAUUUAGCUAGCCAAAAUAUUCUGAAAUAACGUGUUAGAAAGAUAAGCAUGAAAGGGUUAUGGUCUGAUUGUCUCAACAACCCAAAAAACAUAUAUCUAAGUGUAGGGUACUAAGUGAAUUAGAAAAUCAAUUGUUAUUUCUGGUUGCUUAUCAAAGUUAGCUGGCUAACUCCUCAAACCAGCUACGUAGUAUACCCCUCUGGUUGCUUAGCAAAGUUAGCUGGCUAACUCCUCAAACCAGCUACGUAGUAUACCCCUCUGGUUGUUUAUCAAAGUUAGCUGGCUAACUCCUCAAACCAGCUACGUAGUAUACCCCUCUAGUUGCUUAUCAAAGUUAGCUGGCUAACUCCUCAAACCAGCUACGUAGUAUACCCCUCUGGUUGCUUAUCAAAGUUAGCUGGCUAACUCCUCAAACCAGCUACGUAGUAUACCCCUCUGGUUGUUUAUCAAAGUUAGCUGGCUAACUCCUCAAACCAGCUACGUAGUAUACCCCUCUGGUUGCUUAUCAAAGUUAGCUGGCUAACUCAUUGAUCCUGCUUUGUAGUGUACCCUUCUGGUUGCUUAUCAAAGUUAGCUGGCUAACUCAUUGAAUUGAUCCUGCUUUGUAGUGUACCCCUCUGGCUGCUUAUCAAAGUUAGCUGGCUAACUCAUUGAUCCUGCUUUGUAGUGUACCCCUCUGGCUGCUUAUCAAAGUUAGCUGGCUAACUCAUUGACCCUGCUUUGUAGUGUACCCCUCUGGCUGCUUAUCAAAGUUAGCUGGCUAACUCAUUGAUCCUGCUUUGUAGUGUACCCCUCUGGCUGCUUAUCAAAGUUAGCUGGCUAACUCAUUGACCCUGCUUUGUAGUGUACCCCUCUGCAGUUAAAACAACAACAAAGUGGGCACCCGCCAAUGUUUUGCUAAACAGCUGAGGGAAAGGGGUUGGAGAAAUGUAAACACUCAAAUUCAGACAGAUUUAUGAUAGUUAAUCUUAUGUAUUACAUUAAAUAUUGCACAAUUUACCAUAUCAGUGCAGACAAGCGUCAGAGCCAGUGUAGUAGGAUUCUAUCUUAGUCCUGUAUUGACGCUUUGCCUGUUUGAUGGUUCGUCAGAGGGUGUAGGAUUCCUUAUAAGCGUCCCGCUCCUUGAAAAGCGUCAGCUCUAGUCUUUAGUUCAGUGCGGAUGUUGCCUGUAAUGCAUGGCUUCUGGUUGGCGUAUGUACCUACGGUUUGUGUGGACGAUGUUGUCGAUGCACUUAUUAAUGAAGCCGGUGACUGAUGUGGUAUCGGAUGGAUCCCUGAAGCUUGGCUGCAACCCUUCUAAGCCUAUGCUGCCCUUCAGUCACUAAACCUUUUGCGCUUAUGGAAACAUAUAUUAUCCCAGAUACUACGCCAGCUGCUCUCUGCAUCUGACUGUGUGUUCUUUCAUUGUCUGAGAGCGUCUGGUCGUCACGGUGGUGGCACGGGGCUACUUAUUUCUCUUAAAUGGAGAUGUUCUAUUUUAUCCCUCACUCACCUGUCCAUCUCCUUAUUCUGUCCCAUAUUUCCUCCCGUCUGGCUCGGUACUCCCCUCCUGCUCCGUGGCUGAGUGACUCAUUGCGAACUUACAGAACAGAGCUACGGGCAGCUGAGCGAAAAUGUGGAAUACUUCCGGAGGACCUUCACUCCCUCCCCUCUACCUUGUCUUCCUUUGUAUUCACUGCUAAAGCCACUUUCUCUCUAAAUGUCAAGCUUCUGCCUCUAACCCCAGAAACUAUUUUCCCUCCUUAAUCCGCUACACCUCCCUCCUCCUGUGGACCAGUUUAUCAAGAAGGUUGACGACAUCCUCUCAUCAUUCACUCAGCCUAUUGAGUCCACUGGUCCCACUCACACAUGCAGUGGUUCCUCAAUUAAACGUUUUGAGUUUAUGCCGCGACCGUUUGUAGUAGAUGGUGGCAUUCUGUCAUUGCACAACACUAUCACAAGGGGGAGUUAGAACGCUGAUUUAUCCGUAGUCUAAACUGUGACAGAAAUGUAUUAUAUUUUCCUGAAUUAAUGGAUGUGUUUUCAGUCUGAGAGUCUCUCUUCUCUGGCACUAGUCCUGCAUCAGGCCACAACAAAACACAAAAUCUGGCGGUGGUCCUGGAGUUGAGAGAGAACUUAGAUAAAUACAAAGGCCCAAACACACUUGACAUGUGGACCGACGAUUUUCGAAAAAUAGGCAAGGUGGGCUUUCAGUUUCUCUAUUUUAUAUUUUGAGACAAUUCAAAACAUACACAUACAAACAACAACUACAUCACACCCCCAUCUCCAGACCCACCUGCUCACACCUCCAUCUCCAGACCUACCUGCUCACACCUCCAUCUCCAGACCCACCUGCUCACACCUCCAUCUCCAGACCCACCUGCUCACACCUCCAUCUCCAGACCCACCUGCUCACACCUCCAUCUCCAGACCCACCUGCUCACACCUCCAUCUCCAGACCCACCUGCUCACACCUCCAUCUCCAGACCCACCUGCUCACACCUCCAUCUCCAGACCCACUACAUCCCACCUCCAUCUCCAGACCAACUACAUCCCACCUCCAUCUCCAGACCCACUACAUCACACCUCCAUCUCCAGACCAACUACAUCCCACCCCCAUCUCCAGACCCACCUGCUCACACCUCCAUCUCCAGACCCACCUGCUCACACCUCCAUCUCCAGACCCACUACAUCCCACCCCCAUCUCCAGACCCACCUGCUCACACCUCCAUCUCCAGACCCACCUGCUCACACCUCCAUCUCCAGACCCACCUGCUCACACCUGCAUCUCCAGACCCACUACAUCACACCACCAUCUCCAGACCCACUACAUCACACCUCCAUCUCCAGACCAACUACAUCACACCUCCAUCUCCAGACCAACUACAUCACACCUCCAUCUCCAGACCAACUACAUCACACCUCCAUCUCCAGACCAACUACAUCACACCUCCAUCUCCAGACCAACUACAUCACACCUCCAUCUCCAGACCAACUACAUCACACCUCCAUCUCCAGACCAACUACAUCACACCUUCAUCUCCAGACCAACUACAUCACACCUCCAUCUCCAGACCAACUACAUCACACCUCCAUCUCCAGACCAACUACAUCACACCUCCAUCUCCAGACCAACUACAUCACACCUCCAUCUCCAGACCAACUACAUCACACCUCCAUCUCCAGACCCACUACAUCACACCUCCAUCUCCAGACCAACUACAUCACACCUCCAUCUCCAGACCAACUACAUCACACCUCCAUCUCCAGACCAACUACAUCACACCUUCAUCUCCAGACCAACUACAUCACACCUUCAUCUCCAGACCAACUACAUCACACCUCCAUCUCCAGACCAACUACAUCACACCUCCAUCUCCAGACCAACUACAUCACACCUCCAUCUCCAGACCAACUACAUCACACCUUCAUCUCCAGACCAACUACAUCACACCUCCAUCUCCAGACCAACUACAUCCCACCUCCAUCUCCAGACCAACUACAUCACACUCCUCCACACGGCCUCAAACUGCACCAUUUUCUUUCUCUCCGUCGCCCACAAACACUUUCAACAUUUGGAUAAUUAAGCUAUUAAGAUACAUUUGGAUAAUAUAAAGGCUGACAUUUUGUUGAUUUUAAUACAUCAAACUCCACCCAUAGCAUGGAUUAUGAUAACCUAAUGACAAAUAAAGUGAGUUUCUGAAACACGGAGUCCUUCUUUGUUGAUGGAAAGAAGACACUGAAUGAAGAGAGUCCAGUGAGAAUUUGUCAGCAUAAAGCUGAGUGAUUCGUUAAUGGCUUUGGAUCUAAAUAAAUAAAUACCAACAUUCUUUCUGAUCGAUAAAUAAAUGUUUUGACCAAGUUAAUCUGCUCAUGUUGUGUGUGUUCGGUUAUUUGUGACAUUGUGGUUACAAUGAACACCAUUUCUAACUCAAUAUCACAGACCAGAUUUUCCCUCACAAAAAAAUGCAUGAAAAGAUUGUGCAUAAAAAUAAAACAAAUAAAAUUCAAUCAUAUAUUUGUA
Salvelinus fontinalis (brook trout) is the source of this 6786-nucleotide messenger RNA. RefSeq names its product oocyte zinc finger protein XlCOF6-like. The record is from RefSeq and is a predicted model, not a curated record. Gene Ontology annotation, molecular function: DNA-binding transcription factor activity; RNA polymerase II cis-regulatory region sequence-specific DNA binding. The coding region runs from base 113 to 2413 and encodes 766 amino acids. Gene Ontology annotation, biological process: regulation of transcription by RNA polymerase II. Lineage: Eukaryota; Metazoa; Chordata; Actinopteri; Salmoniformes; Salmonidae. The transcript is spliced from 3 exons.